AUUCUGUGAAUCAAUCAACUGGCAUCUUUACAAAAAAAGAAAAAGUGAAAUAAUUUAAAAAGCCAAAUUACAACAAAACAAAUUUUUAUUAUUUAUAGUUCGACUAUCUAUGCUCAUAAGUACAUUUUUUUGGUAGAAAAUUUACAUAUUCUUCUGUUAACAAUCUGAAACAUAAUAUAAUCCAGAAGAUUAUAAGAAUGAAGUCGUAAAACAAGUGUCAUAAUACCUCUUGCAAAAUACUGUCAUUUUUGACACUUGCAUUUUCCUUUUUAUGCAAAAAGUCGGAAAAGUGAGAGGACAGAAAAAAGGAGUAAAACUAAUUGAGUUUACUAUUUUUAUUAAUUCUGUGAAAAAUCGAAUUAAAAAUUUAAAAUUUUAUUAAUGUAGCGGUUAGCACAAGUAUUUUGAUUAAAAUAUUGUGAAAUUAUAAAGAAGAAAUAAGUGUGAAAAUAACUCCUACGAGAAACUUGUAAAAAGGAAAAUACGAUAAAAAGCAUUUGUAAAAAAGUGUUUGUAUAGUAGUAGUUGAAGAAAAAAUCGAGUUGGCUCAUUGUACAAAAUUUUAUUGGCCAACAACAACAGGCAUUCAUCUACAAUAUAGGGGGCAGAUAUUAUAAUACUACACUUACGUGUUGCAAAUUUCCGAAAAUAUUUAUUUGUCUUUAUUCAAACAGAUUGCUGAUGAUUGUUUCUAUUAUCAUCAACAGCCCAACGUCGUCAUCAUAGCUAACUCGAAAACCGACACCAUCCUCAAGAUUAAUCGUCAGUAUGGAAGAGGUCUCAUUGACCGAAACAGAAAGCCGUUACUAUGGUGAUUUGUUCUUAUGUUGUGAUGAAGAGAAAACGGGUAAAAUUCCGAUGCUCAAAGCAUCAGAAUUAUAUCGAUCUGCAAAUCUCUCCAACGAAAAGAUUCUGGAGAUUACAUCUUUAGCUGGUAUACCAGACACUGCCCUACAUGUUUCCCGUGUACAAUUCUAUUCUUGUCUCAAGUUAAUAGCAGCCCAUCAAGCAUCAAUGCCAUUAAGACAAGAAUUAAUAGCCGCAUCGGUGCAGUUACCUUUGCCACGAUUUAGUUGGACAGAGUCUUCAUCGAAUAAAAUGGAAAUGACGAAUACCUAUCAGCAACAUCACCACACAAUACCUCCACCCCCCGUAACCGACCGAAGAAACUCUUUAAAACGCUUAUAUGAAUGGUCCGAUUCUAACGCUUUAGGAUCGCGUCGAAAUUCUUCUGCUACUCAUCAACCGGAAAUAUCUGCAGUAAAUUCAGAUGUACCAAGCACUGAUUCCGAAGUAGAACAAGGUGAAUCUAGUUGUGGGGGUGAGGAAGGUGUAGCUGGAGUUAGUGGCCAUAACAAGCAUCAUAGGCGUGGUGUUUCUCCAGAGGCGUGGAGUACAAACAGUGAUAGCCCAACGCCUACUAAUAGUGUGGCUGAACGUCCAUGGGCCAAAGAAACCCUUUGGCAUGGAUUACUGGGAGAUGAGCACAGGCAACUAUUAGGUACAGAGGAGGAAUCUUCAGAUCGUCACAGUAGUGAUGAUGAAAAUGAAACAGACUUGGAAACGGUUUAUCAAAUUACACCUGAGCAGAGAGAAUACUACUUUAAACAAUUCAAAGCUGUUCAGCAUGACCCAAAUGGGCUAUUAUCUGGACAAGUUGCCAGAGUAUUUUUCGAAAAGUCGCGAAUUCCCGUUGAAGAAUUGCGUCACAUUUGGCAAUUGUGUGACGUAACGCGCGAUGGUGCUCUGAGUUUGGCCGAAUUUACUGCAGCAAUGCAUUUGGUUGUAUUGCGUCGAAACAAUAUUCCUUUGCCCGCUACUCUGCCGGUUUGUUUACAUCCAAAUGUGUUGCAACAUACUGCAUUGGGCGGCAGUCAAAUGACAUCUCAAGCAGAUCCACCAGAAGCAGACCUUUUACAUUUAGAUGACGAUGACGAAGAAGACAAUACUGACAAUACAAUUAUAGGUGUCAAUGCUACAAUAAAUGCUGCCGUUGCUGUAGGAGCAAAUGUGGGAGUUAAUGUCGUUGGUAAUAGUGGUGGACGGGGACUGAAUGAAAAUAAUGUUAUGAACAUAAGUACACUUUCAACAUCAUCUCAGGCUAGUGUAAGUUCUCGUCAAGGAUCUAACGCUAUAACAACAAACUCUAAGUCAUUAACUCCACCACCUUUACCCUUAAAACUCCAUAGUAUUUCGAAUUCUCCAAAAGUAUCUCCACCGCCGUUACCCUUAAAACUCCAAAGUAUUUCAAAUUCACCCACAGGGGGAGGAGUUAAUGCAUCAACCUCCUCUCCUACUUCUAAUAUGUGGGCUAAGGAUGUACAACCAAAUCAAUGGACAAUAGCCCCACUGGCAGAAGCUACUGAGGUUACUGCACCGACUUCCUCUCCUCCUCCUAUAAUGUGGGCUAAGGAUGUACAACCAAAUAAAUGGACAAAAUUUAAUGAAUCUCCGACAUCGAAUGUCUCUAGUCCUGGUCCAAAACCAGUUAACUUUGAUAUGCAACGUACGGCUCAAGCUGUCGUUUCCGAUCCACAGAUUUUACAUCCAGUGCCAUUAAGAGUAACUCCAGUCGCAGGUGGUGUUAUUACAUCAACAGAAAAACAUAAUAAUGAUGUUAGUGAUGGAGCCGGUGCGUGUGUUCGUGAAUCAAGUCCGAAAUCAUCUUCAAUAUCGUCGUCUAACAGCCAUGGCAGUGGCGUUGCCGGCAUAACUCAGUCUCAUCGUGAUUCCUUGCAAAAUAAUGAUCUGCGCGCCAUACAAAGGCCUCAAGCUAAGAAGUUACCCAUUAAAAACAUUGGUGCUAUUCCACCGCCACCACAGCGUGAACCGAUUACCGCUGGCAAUAUACCGAAUACAAUAGUUGAUCACGAUGCUCUUGCAGGUAUUGGCAGUGGACAUGUUAAUAAUAAUUUAUCUGUUUCAAUGGUGGUAAAUAAAAAAGAUCCUCCUCCAUUGCCACCACCACGGCCUCACCGCCAUGGCCGCAGUAGCAGUUUAGAUUUGAAUAAAUUUAAAAUCGGUACACCAAGUGGACCACAACCUGAGAUCAUAGCUCAAGCUAGUUUUGAUUUACAAACAUCAACUGGAUUUGCAGAUUUUACCCAUUUUACCGAUGGAAACAUUGGGACUGGAUUCAAUGAUAUUCAACCCCAACAAAUGCAUUCCUUGCCACCACAAAAUUUAGCGGGACGCAAUAUUCAAACAGCUUCUGGCGCACUGCCUCCAACACGACUCUCAUUGCAAUCGAAUCAGCGAGUAUCUGCUUUUGAAGUUUACCGCAAACCUAAUACUCCACGCAAUUCUCAAUCGCCAACAUCUGCGAGUGGAGUUCCACCAAUAGGGCCGGCACCAACACCAUUUGGCUCUGUUGCUGCUACUGCAAUGACUACGGCUACUGCAUUACCGAAUUCGGAACUCUAUGAAAAGAGGGUGAAUGCAAUCAGUGAAACGCUGCGUCACGUUUCAUUUAAACAGGAACACAACAACAAUAAUAUGACUGAAGUACUGCGUCAUUUACGCGAACAAAAUAAUCUUUUAUUGCGACUGUGCAACGAUCUCAGUGAUGAAUUACUUACCGUACAGACUCGUAAAGAAGAAAUGAGACUAAAAUUAGAAGCAACUUCUUCAGCCUCAAAUACUAGCAAUGAUGGUUCAACCUUGCAGAAUGUUGCAGCGCCAACAAUGGCUGCAGUUGGUCAUACUGGAGGAGUUGUACGUACAGGUUCAUCAAUUUCAGCACCAGUUACUGCCAACAUUACUGGUGGCUCCGGUAGUUCUGGCGUCCAUUCGAAUGUUUAGGCAGCUUUAUGACUUACUUGUUUGUUUUUGGUAGAGAUUUGAUGUUGUUUGUUAUAAAAAAAUACGAAGAAAGAAUCCUCUAUUCAACCAUUAUAUUGAUUUCAUAAAAAGGAAAAAACUACUUAUAGGCUGCUAAAAAUCAAAGACAUAACCAUCUCCAUUUCUUCCUACUUACUUGCCUUUCGUACAUAAUUUGUAUCUUCCCAUAUUUCCAAUAUCUCCUUCUAUUAAAAGACUACCUAGACUCUUAUCAUUAAAAAGAAAUCACAUUAUCGUUGAGGAGACCCGGGAGGAAUGUUUUCCAAGUCAUGGUUAUAGUUUGUCUGUUCAUUCGUACAUAUUAUAUGUGUAUAAAUUGUUAUUUAUUCAUAAUUAUUUAUUUUUAAUAUUACAUACAUAUAUUAACAAAUGUUUCUCAUAGUAAAAGAAAAUACAAAAACAAAAUGAAAAACCAAACAAAUUAUCUCUGAAAUCAACUCAACUCAAUUUAAACAAAUGAAGUUAAAAAAAAGAAAAAAAUACUUAUUAAAAUAUGAAAACUCCUGUUUUAAUUAAAAAGAUACAUAUUAUGUGUGUGUAUUGUAUUAUGUGGAUAUUAAAAUAUAU
Lucilia cuprina (Australian sheep blowfly) is the source of this 4407-nucleotide messenger RNA. RefSeq names its product ralBP1-associated Eps domain-containing protein 2 (gene Reps). The transcript is spliced from 11 exons. Gene Ontology annotation, molecular function: protein binding; calcium ion binding. Gene Ontology annotation, biological process: endosomal transport; endocytosis. Gene Ontology annotation, cellular component: plasma membrane; cytoplasm. The coding region runs from base 769 to 3801 and encodes 1010 amino acids. Lineage: Eukaryota; Metazoa; Arthropoda; Insecta; Diptera; Calliphoridae. The record is from RefSeq and is a predicted model, not a curated record.